Molecule: messenger RNA, 3042 nt
Organism: Magnusiomyces paraingens
Lineage: Eukaryota; Fungi; Ascomycota; Dipodascomycetes; Dipodascales; Dipodascaceae
Exons: 2
Coding region: 1-3042 (1013 amino acids)
Source: RefSeq, a predicted model, not a curated record
AUGUUGUUCAACUUUCUGCUAUAUGGUGCGGUAAGCGCCGCCAUCCUCUCAGACCCAGACCGCUUGGACCGCCUCAUGCGUUCCCGCACCCGCGAAAAUACUGUCGACCGUCGUGACGUCAUUGACCCUCCAAUGGCUCCGUACCGCGGGCCAGGGCUCCAAGUCCGACCCUAUACUAAUGAAUCUUCUCCUUCUGCUUCUUCUUUUGCAGAAUCUGGCCUGGCGGCUGCCUGGAACGCCGCCGUGCCCAAUGUGUGGGCUGACUAUUACUCUGUGCCAUGGGAAAUGCUCAACCCAGUGGACUUGGCCAGCCUUGGAGGAAUGAAGGAGUUUGUGGCUACAGGAAGGUACUUUGACAUCAAGUCUUUGGGACCCUCAUUUGCUCUGACACUGCCAAUUGACGAUAAAGGGUUGUUUAUUCCAGGAAACACAUCGCUAUUAUUUAUGUUCAACACCAGUCGCUCGGUUUCUCCCAAAUCAGUUUCCUCAGACACAGGUCCUGCACAUUUUGCAGAUAUCAAUGCCGCACGAAUCAUUCAAACGUCACUUCCGUUUGGUCUUCCACGUUACCAUUAUGUUGAAAACUACUCGUUACUAGUCCCCAAACACUUGUUAUCCCAGUCUGCUGUCAAAACUGUUCCUGUUGAGACUGGUGACGCAUGGGUCCGCCGUAUUGGACUCCGCCGUAUUGCCAUUCCAUUGUCCAAGGAAAUGGUGCAAACUUCGGGUCCCGUCCUUGCGUUUGUGUUUCGGUCCGGCGAAUCACUUCGAGAUUUUGUGGAAGAAGCAGAUGUGGCACGGCUUUUGGCCCAGGAGGAACGGCUGGAAAAAGAAAUCGAUGCAAGAGAAGACGGUGAUGUGGGUAAACACGGGUUGCGCGGGGUUACACCUGCUGUUUUACACAAGUACCGAACUAAGAAGAAGAAUAUGGGAGAAGGCACCAGCAACGUGUUAACAUCAAGUAAUAACACACUGAGUAAUGGGACAAUUUUACAAACACCAACACGGGAAGACCUAGGGAGAGCACGAGGUCAUUAUACACAUGCAAAGAAUCAUAUCAAUGAUGCAUUGGUGAAGUCAUCGUCAGAUGUUGCCAAGGCAGUUUUGGCUAGCUCAUCUACUUUUUUUGACAACUUUGCGCGACGCUGGGCGGCAACAGUUGGUGUUCAAUCGUUACUGCACUCUACGUUUUGCCAGGUGAAUUGCAAGUUUCACGAGCAAAGUUAUUGUCUCAAGUUUGAGGAGGAAGGUCAUGCAGUAGUGUCACUUUUAAGUGUGUCAUCAGAUUCACUGAAUAGCCCUCAGCAGCAGCAGCAGCAUCAAGGACUAAAAAGGAGAGGAUUAAGAACAGCAGAUAGAGUCAAGUAUGCACUUGAAGACAGAGUUUUUGCGUUGGGCCAGAUUAUGCUUGGGGUGAGAGAUUAUGCAAAUAAGAUUGGGAUUAAAAAUGAAGCAAAGUAUUAUAAUUUGAGGGCAAUUAUUUCUAGUAAGAUUGCACCGUUGAGAUUGAAGGCCCACCAGUUGGAGCAGGGACUGGACGUUGGUACGGCUGACGCUGAGGAAGAAGAUGAAGAAGAAGGUGCCCAAGCAGAAGUUUUUGCAGAGCUUCAGGAAGACUAUAGAGAGCCAAACUAUGACGACAAUCUAUGGGCUGGGUGGGAAGAAGGCGUUGACCGUAGUGCGUAUAAUGAAGAAAAAGAACGGUUACUGGAUGCACAGCGUGUACAAUUCAGGCGUGUAGAUGGGUCUGAUGGGUACGGGAUCCGGGAUGGGUUUGAUGCGUAUAAAGCGGAACGAGAUCGCAAGUAUGCGGAAGAGUAUGAAGAAGAUAAAAGUGGAGAAGAAAUGAGGUUAAAGAAAAGAGCUUAUACCAAGUACAAGAAUAAGAAGGAACCAAAACUUGGGUGGCCGAAAGAAGAGGAGGGUAAUGAGAUUUUAGAAAAUGUGGAACUUAUUGAUCGGUUUGGGAAAGCGGUAAAUGAAGAAGCAAGAAAGAUUUCAGCACGGGGAAUUGAAAAGCACUUUGUAGAUGGCGACGAGACUGAUUUCAAGAAGAGAUCUGAGGAGAGAGAUGAGAGUGAAGAAAAUGUUGGAUCAUUGUGGGUUGGCCAGCCUCAGUUAAAGAUGAUUCGAAUUGACGCACCGGAAAUUAAUACAGAUGUGUUUUUCGGGCGGUUGCAACGGUUUAUGAAUAGACAUGAUCAGGAGUUUCAAGAUGAAUAUGAGGAUGAGGAAGAUGAGAAUCAGUGUGAGGAUGACUAUGAUGAGUAUGGGGAUGGGGAGGAUUAUGAAGGGGAAGAAGAAGAGGAAUGGAAAGAAUGGGAUGAAGAAGACGAUGAAGGUGAUGAAGAAGAAGAUUGUGAGGAUGAAGAGGACGAAAUUGAAGGUGGGGAUAGUGAAUCGAGUGACUGUGAAGAGGAAGGACCUGAAGAAUCUACAGAUUGUGAAGAAGAGGAGCCUAAAGAAUCUACAGAUUGUGAAGAAGAAGAACCUGAGGAAUCUACAGACUGUGAAGGUGAAGAGCCUGAGCCUGAGCCUGAGCCUGAGCCUGAAACUGAAACUGAAACUGAAACUGAAACUGAAACUGAAACUGAAGAUUGUGAAGCACCCCCUGAUCCGUAUUACUCUUCUGGAGAGUUUAACGAUUUGGUUGAAGAACAAGAGGUCCAAGUUCAAGUUCCUCCUGUACAAGUUGGCACUUGGCGUCGGCGGCGGCAGCAGCAGCAGCAGAAACAGCAACAGCGCACCUCUAGAGGUUUAUCAAAGCGUGCGCUACGAGCAUACUCCAAAGUAGACGCACUCAAGUCAUUAAUUGAUGAGAAGCUAACAACACAAACGGAUUGUGUACCAAUUACUUGGAAAUUGGUAUUUGAACAUGCGCUCUAUGGAGUCCCGGAACGAUUCUGUACAAGAGAGGAAACUCUGGCACAGCUAAGAAGCGAUUACAAGGAUGAAGGGGUACGUAGUGGACAAGUGCCUGCAGACCGGCCGUAUGCACAGCUCAAGGCGCACCUAAAGAGCAAGUUUGGGAGACAUGAGUAG